CCAUUCACAACCGUACACGUGUCAUCUGCCACGAAGUACAAAAGCUGAAAAAAGCUCCGCAGUUGAAGAUAGAUAACCCCGGCACUCGCUGCAGAAUGAGCUACUGAGCAACCACCAUCCACCAGACCACCACCAUCGUUCGUCGCCACCUCCACCGCCAAAAAUGUCCAUUUCCACGACGCUCCUCUCUCCACCGCCGGCGGCCACUGCUCGCCUCCUCUUCCACACCCCCACCCGGCCCGCCCUCUUCCUCAGACCCACCACAUUCCUCCGUCUCUCCGCCCCCAGGGCCUCCGUCGAAAACGGGACCGGAAUUCCAGCCUCCUCCCCCGCCGUGGCGGUCGAGGAGCCAGCGAAAGCUAAGCCCGAAGCAGCAGCGAAAGACAGCUCCAACGGAGCGGCGGCGAGCAAGUUCGUGGAUGGUAGAUGGAUUGGCGGGACUUGGGACUUGAAGCAGUUCAAGAAGGAUGGGUCGAUGGAGACUGAUUGGGAUGCCGUUAUCGACGCUGAGGCCAGGAGGCGAAAAUGGCUAGAGGCGAACCCUGAAUCAACAAGCAAUGAUGAUCUUAUCGUAUUUGACACAUCAAUUAUACCAUGGUGGGCUUGGGUGAAAAGAUACCACCUGCCUGAAGCUGAACUACUCAAUGGUCGUGCUGCUAUGAUCGGGUUCUUCAUGGCUUACUUUGUGGACAGCUUGACCGGGGUAGGCCUGGUCGACCAAAUGGGCAACUUCUUCUGCAAGACCCUGCUGUUCGUCGCAGUCGUCGGUGUGCUUGUGAUCCGAAAGAAUGAGGAUCUCGAGACGGUGAAGAAGUUGGUGGAAGAGACGACCUUCUAUGACAAGCAAUGGCAGGCAGCUUGGAAGGAUGAGAACACUGGCAGUUCAAAAAAGGAGUAGCCAGCUCUUUUAUCUUCCUUAACCUACUUGUUGGUCGAGUUAAUUUUCCCCUUGCCUUUUUGGGGUUCCCUCGUGUAUCGUUUGGGCCGGUUAACUAGGAAAUAUGGUGUUGGGCUGGACUGGAUUGACUCUUUGAUUCACUACCCUGUCAUUAAGCAUAUUAUCAUGAGUGUUAUUCGGCUUGAGCCAGCGUUAUUAUUUCUGAAUUGCUUGCCAACAAACUCUCCGAAGUGUUGCCUUUUUCGAAGCGUCGAUUUAUUAGUGAC
Messenger RNA from Linum tenue, 1164 nucleotides. NCBI's taxonomy places the organism in Eukaryota, Viridiplantae, Streptophyta, Magnoliopsida, Malpighiales, Linaceae. The record is from the annotation of a GenBank genome assembly.